This is a messenger RNA of Clupea harengus (Atlantic herring), 2214 nucleotides long. RefSeq names its product glutamic-oxaloacetic transaminase 2b, mitochondrial (gene got2b). The record is from RefSeq and is a predicted model, not a curated record. NCBI's taxonomy places the organism in Eukaryota, Metazoa, Chordata, Actinopteri, Clupeiformes, Clupeidae. The transcript is spliced from 11 exons. The coding region runs from base 76 to 1362 and encodes 428 amino acids. Gene Ontology annotation, cellular component: mitochondrion. Gene Ontology annotation, biological process: L-aspartate catabolic process; biosynthetic process. Gene Ontology annotation, molecular function: pyridoxal phosphate binding; L-aspartate:2-oxoglutarate transaminase activity.
ACAGCACGACCAGCGUUUCUUUCCUUUCCCUCAGUCGCGCCGGUUGGACUGUAGCAUCAACUGUUCGUUGUGGCCAUGGCGCUGUUCAAGUCCAGCAAGAUCGUCUCCGCUGUCGGGGCUUUCUCCCCGUCUCUGGGGGUCUUCCCUAUCCGGGCAAGCUCCUGGUGGACUGAGGUGAAGAUGGGACCCCCAGACCCUAUUCUCGGGGUGACGGAGGCGUUCAAGCGCGACACCAACCCCAAGAAGAUGAACCUGGGAGUGGGGGCGUACCGCGACGACGCCGGGAAGCCCUUCGUGCUCAACUGCGUCCGCAAGGCCGAGGCCCUGAUCGCCUCUAAGCAGCUGGAUAAGGAGUACCUUGGCAUCGGGGGGCUGGGGGAGUUCAGUAACUCCUGUGCUGAGCUGGCCCUGGGGUCCAACAGCGAGGUGCUCAACAGCAAACGGAGCAUUACAGUCCAGACCAUAUCAGGCACUGGAUCGCUCCGGAUUGGAGCCAACUUCCUGUCUCGUUUCCACACAGGGGUGAAGGAUGUGUAUCUGCCCAAGCCGUCCUGGGGGAACCACACCCCCAUCUUCCGUGACGCGGGCAUGCAGCUCAAGUCCUACCGCUACUAUGACCCUGGCACCUGCGGCUUCGACUUCGCCGGGGCCCUCGACGACAUCUCGAAAAUCCCGGAGCACAGUGUGAUCUUGAUGCACGCGUGUGCCCACAACCCCACCGGAGUCGACCCUCGGCCCGAGCAGUGGAAGGAGAUUUCAGAAGUCAUCAAGAAGAGGAAGCUGCUGGUGUUCUUUGACAUGGCCUAUCAGGGCUUUGCCAGUGGGGACAUUGACCGGGACGCCUGGGCCGUCAGGCACUUCAUCGAGCAGGGACACAACAUCCUGCUCUCCCAGUCUUUCGCUAAGAACAUGGGCCUCUAUGGUGAGCGUGUGGGAGGGUUCACAGUGGUGUGUGCAGAUGCAGAAGAGGCUAAGAGGGUGGAGUCUCAGCUGAAGAUUCUGAUUCGUCCGAUUUACUCAAACCCGCCCAUGAAUGGAGCACGCAUCGCCUCUACCAUCCUCACCACACCGGAGCUACGGUCAAUCUGGCUGGGCGAGGUCAAGGCCAUGGCAGACCGCAUCAUUAAGAUGAGGGAGAUGCUGGUGACCAACCUGAAGAGCGAGGGAUCCUCACAGAACUGGCAGCACGUCACGGACCAGAUCGGCAUGUUCUGCUUCACCGGACUUAAACCUGAACAGGUGGAGCGCCUUUCAAAGGAGUUUUCAGUUUACAUGACCAAAGACGGCCGUAUCUCUGUUGCCGGGGUGACCUCGGGGAACGUGGGAUACCUGGCGCACGGUAUCCACCAGGUCACCAAGUAGAGCAAAGCAUGCUGGGAGGGAAAGUCCAGCCAGAGCCACACACACAUCAUCAUUUACUGUUUCUGUUUUCACGCCUUCAACCUUGCAUACAGCAGCCCUCUAAUGGUUACUGGCUUACCUUUGACCUGGAAGUGCUCAGCAAUGUGUGACCUCAUGACCUGUUCAGUCACACUUCCAGUUGCAAUCUGAAGAGCAUAAAAUAACAUCCUUUUAAACUUCUCUCUUUCUGUACAGUGUGUGUGUGUGUGUGUGUGUGUGUGAAAAGAUUAUGUGUAUUCUGUAAUUCUGCCCUCCUGCUAUAUUGUUUUCAUCAGGACAUGAUUUCCUGCUGUUAUGAAGGGUUACGCUGCAUCCUGUAUGUUUUUGAUCAGGGGAAUACACACACACACACACACACACACACACACACACACACACACACACACUAUGGCUUCAGAAAGGAUGAUGCUCCUAACACAUACCAGUACUGUAUGCGCACAAACAAACACCUUCAGAGAAAUUGUGUGUGUGCUGAGAAGUGGUGCUGAGGGCCUCUACUCUUCGUCUCGGGCCCCAGGAGCUGCUGGUGCUGGUGCUGGGUCUGGUGUCCUGGGUCACCGCACUUUCCAUUUGGCACUUAGAAGAUGAUUUCGUUUCCUUUCUUUGUGGCUCGGGUGGUCUUUAAAUGGAGGGCACACCUGAACCAUGCUGCUCACACACACAGAUCAGUGUACGACGAGGUUAAUGACUUCAAUACAAGUGCUUGUAUGUGUUUGUGAAUGAAUGAGUUCAUGUGUUGUUUUGAAGCAAACACAAACUCACAGACGGAACUGUUUGUUGUCUCAUCAGUUAUCAAUAAAAGGCGCUCUGGUA